Messenger RNA from Formica exsecta, 1338 nucleotides. RefSeq names its product NAD-dependent protein deacylase Sirt4-like (gene Sirt4). Lineage: Eukaryota; Metazoa; Arthropoda; Insecta; Hymenoptera; Formicidae. The record is from RefSeq and is a predicted model, not a curated record. The coding region runs from base 230 to 1180 and encodes 316 amino acids. Gene Ontology annotation, molecular function: NAD+ binding. The transcript is spliced from 4 exons.
AAUUCUCUACUCGAUAGCCAAUCGGUACAUCCGAUAGGCUAGACUAUGAAUAUGGACCUAAAUCGAAACGUUGGUUUUUAAGAACGCACCAUUGACAAAUUGCCAAUUGCCAGUAUCUCGUGGCUUGUGGCAUAAAUCCAUGUACGAUUUAAAAAAUCAAUGAAAUAUAUUUAAUAUUUAUUUUUAAUGUAUAUAUAUGUUUAAUAAUAUAAUAAGAAUUGUGUAGGUCAUGAUUACAAGAUAUAUUUAUUGUAAUGCUAAAUCGGUAGAAUUAUGUUCUCGCAUAUAUAAAUCAAGUCUUGCGUUUGUUCCAAAAUGCGAUCCAACAAAAAUAGAAGAUGUAAUAAGAUUGAAGGAAUUUAUCGAUAAACAUCAUCGUUUGUGCAUAUUAACCGGGGCAGGAAUAUCCACAGAAAGUGGUAUUCCCGAUUACAGAUCGGCAGAAGUAGGUCUUUAUGCGCGAACCAAUCAUAAACCAGUUCUUUAUAAAGAAUUUUGCAACAGUGAGGCAAUAAGAAGACGAUACUGGGCCAGAAAUUACAUUGGGUGGCCAAGAUUUUCUUCUCUAAAACCAAAUAUUACACAUAAGAUACUAAAAAAUUUGGAAUAUGUUGGAAAAGUAGGCUGUAUUAUUACGCAGAAUGUAGACAAUUUACAUUCAAAGGCAGGAAGUAAAGAAGUAAUAGAGUUGCAUGGUACGGCAUUCAGAGUUAUGUGUCUUAAUUGCGAUCAUAAAAUAUGUAGAUAUGAACUUCAAGAGGUCUUUCAGAAACUCAAUCCAUCUAUGGUUGCAAUUACUCAAAUGAUAAGACCUGAUGGAGAUGUAGAAUUAUCACAGGCACAAGUCGAAGACUUUAAUGUUCCUGCUUGUGAUAACUGUGGUGGUAUUUUGAAACCAGAUAUUAUAUUUUUUGGAGACAAUGUUCCACGCAAUAUAGUACAAAAUGUGAAAAAUAACGUCGAGAAUUCGGAUGCUUUGCUAAUUCUCGGAACGACUCUUACCACAUUCUCCGCAUAUAGAAUUGUCCUGCAAGCAAUCGAGGCCAACAAGCCAAUCGCGAUAGUAAAUAUUGGCAAAACUAGAGCUGAUGAAUUUGUGAAUUUAAGAGUGGAGGGAAGAUGUGGAGAUAUACUUUCAAAAGUCUGGCAACAGAAUGUGUCAAACAAUUCUAUAAGAUAACGAUAAAUGUGAAUAGCUUUUAAAUGUCAAAUAAUAUAUAUACCAUAACUUAUUCAAUAUUAAUAGGAUACAACAUAUAAUGUAGUAUUUUUUUUUAACCAAUGGAUAAUGCUCAAUUCAAAAAGGUAUAAUGAAUAAAUAAACUCUUAUUUGGAAAA